CUCGGGCAGUCAGACAGAAUAAAGACAAGUCCUUGCCCUGCAUUGCUUCGUAGCAAUCGCCAACCUCGUCUCGUUUCCGAAAACAUUCGUGACAACUAGGCAACAAACCAUGAUUUAAGAAAACCGCUUGGAACCUCAACCAUAUAUAUAUAUGUCUUGUCCAUGGACUUGGACUUCUGGUCAAGCAAAAGCACAGACAAGAAGAGAGACCCACAGCAAGAAGAGCAAAAAAAGAGCCGAAGCAAGCGAGAGAAAUGGAAAUGCUGAUGGUGAAAACUGAGGAGACUGCGGGCCAGCGCCGAGCUUACGUGGCUGCGGACGGCCAGGCGCCACGGCCCUGCUGCGUCAAGCGGCGUCGGAGAGACCCGGCUUCUUCGGUUCUACUCAGGCGCAGCGACGAGGCCGGCCAGGGUCACCAGCCGCAACAAGCAGACCAGGCGUCUUCGGCUGCCACCGUGAAGAGGAGCUCGAGAUUUCGUGGCGUGAGCAGGCACAGGUGGACUGGUAGAUAUGAAGCUCACCUGUGGGAUAAGCUCUCCUGGAAUGUGACCCAGAGGAAAAAAGGAAAGCAGGUUUACCUAGGUGCUUAUGAUGUUGAAGAAGCCGCCGCGAGAGCAUACGACUUAGCCGCCCUCAAGUAUUGGGGGACAUCAACCUUUACCAAUUUCCCGAUAUCAGAUUAUGAGAAGGAGAUUGAGAUAAUGCAGAGCAUGACAAAGGAGGAAUACCUGGCUUCAUUGAGAAGGAAAAGCAGCGGCUUCUCGAGAGGUGUAUCGAAGUACAGAGGAGUUGCCAGGCACCAUCACAAUGGUAGAUGGGAAGCGAGAAUCGGAAGAGUUUUCGGAAACAAGUACCUCUACCUCGGCACCUACAGCACUCAGGAGGAAGCAGCUCGCGCCUACGACAUCGCAGCAAUCGAGUACAGAGGGAUCAAUGCCGUCACCAACUUCGACUUGAGCACUUAUAUCAGAUGGCUAAAGCCGGGAACAAACACGCCUAUUGCUGCACUUGAACAGCUCGGUUCACUAGAGCCUCAGAUAGUUCCUUCGACAGCCAAUUUCGCUCCUCGAGAAGAGCCCGAUGGAUCUCUGCUGUUCAACACCAACGCUUUUGCAGCAGACUACCUCUACUCUCCUCGAAAGCCGGACGUGUUCAGAACCAAAGUCGCUCUUAGCUCGUGCAACAAGUCUCCUCCGCCUACUGCGCUCGGCCUCCUCCUUCGAUCAUCGGUGUUCCAAGAGCUGGUGCAGAAGAACACGGCACUUUCCAUGGAGGACAUCAAUGGGGAAGAAACAAAGAACCAGCCACAGUCGCGCAACGAAGACGAAUUUACAGGAAUUUUCUACGCGGGAGAGGGUGAUUUCCCGUUCGAUUGUUCUUCAAGCCAAGAUGAUGCAGGUUUGCAACAGAGAGAGCUGCAGUUCAUUUUGUGACCGAAUAAAGCGACAACAACACAUCCUACAGAUUCGACCUAACAACUGCAGCUUCCUUUUGCCCUCACAGUGGCGGAACAUAAUGUAAAGAACUUUCUAGUCGGCAAAAGGGACAUAAAGCUUUUCUUCAAUAUCAAACAAUAAUUCGUGGCUUAGCCUACCACGGACAGCAAUUUUCACGGCUCUGUAUACAGAACUAAUCUUCUGUUUGUCCAAUCUGAGGCGCGGCCAAGCAGAUUGGUUGGCAGUACUUCGACAGUAAAAUUCAAUUU
Messenger RNA from Rhodamnia argentea, 1705 nucleotides. Its product is annotated as AP2-like ethylene-responsive transcription factor At1g16060. The transcript has 7 exons. Gene Ontology annotation, biological process: regulation of DNA-templated transcription. The coding region runs from base 255 to 1433 and encodes 392 amino acids. Gene Ontology annotation, molecular function: DNA-binding transcription factor activity; DNA binding. Lineage: Eukaryota; Viridiplantae; Streptophyta; Magnoliopsida; Myrtales; Myrtaceae. The record is from RefSeq and is a predicted model, not a curated record.